AUGGCUCUUCUCAGGGCGCUCCCACUAUCCCUCUGGGCUCUUGGCACAUUCGCGGUACCUUAUGCUUCCACCAAUGCUUCCUCGCCCGUCGUAACCAUCAAAAACGGCACCCUUGAAGGUGUCCACUCACCGCAGUACGAUCAAGACUUCUUCCUCGGUAUCCCCUUCGCGCAGCCCCCCAUCGGAACCCUGCGCUUUCGCGUUCCGCAAUCCAUCAAUACGUCUUGGGCCGAUGUUCGAGGUGCUAAAGAGUAUUCAGCGGCUUGCGCUGGAUAUGGCAGUGAUGAAUGGCCCUACCCCUCUCUCUCCGAGGACUGCCUCUACUUGAACGUCAUUAGACCUUCGGGCUUCGAGGAUGAAAAGUUGCCGGUGGCGUUUUGGAUCCAUGGCGGCGGGUUGACGGAGGGAAGUGGAAUCGACCAGCGAUACAAUAUGAGUUUCAUGGUGCAGAGGAGUGUAGAGUUGGGAAAGCCGAUUCUGGGGGUAAGCAUUAAUUAUAGGUUGAGCAUGUGGGGGUUUGUGACUGGGGAAGAGGUUGUGCAGAGUGGGAAUGCAAAUUUGGGGUUUAGGGACCAGAGAUUGGCGAUGCAUUGGGUGCAGGAGAAUAUUGAAGCUUUUGGCGGCGACCCCAUGAAAGUAACCAUCUUCGGCGAAUCCGCCGGCGCGCUCUCCACAGGCAUGCAUCUCGUCGCCUACAACGGCCGCGACGACUCGCUCUUCCGCGGCGCCAUCAUGGAAUCCGGAAACCCCAUCAACUACGGGAGCUUUCUCUAUUCGCCCAACGACUUCAUAAACGCCGCAUCCCUACUUGGGUGCGGUAACGUAACAUCGCGACUCGACUGCCUCCGCGCUAUCGAUUUCACCGUCUUGGAUACUUGGAUCAAUAGCACGUCAGGCCAGACUUUCCGCUGGAACCCCAUCAUCGACGACGACUUCAUCACGCAGAAAACAAGCAUACAGCUCAAGAAUGGGGAGUUCGUCCAUGUCCCGAUUAUAUCGGGGUGUAAUAGUGAUGAGGGAACUGCAUUUGGCCUUAAACCCAUGAACACAUCCGCGCAAUUCCUCGCCUCCCUCCAGAUAAUCCCCAGCCCUGUAAUCCUCACUCCCUCCCAAGCCAGCGCCGUCCUCGCCGCUUACCCCGUAAACAUCAGCCACGGUGCCGUUCCCACCAACCAACCCCUAUCCUACAUUCCUCCAGCACAAUACGGCGCCGCGAGUCGCCGCUCCGACGCCUACUAUGGCGACGUAACCAUGAUCGCCCACCGGCGAAAAACCUGCCAAACCUGGGCCUCCAACGACGUUCCCGCAUACUGCUACCGCUUCAACACGAUCCCUCACGGCAUCUCGCCCGAAACCGGCGCAACACACUUUCAAGAAGUAGCCUUCGUAUUCAACAACCAGAUGGGCAUGGGCUACGGCUACCCCAACGUAUCUGUGAACCCGUUUGAAGGCGAGCCGCAGAGCUACUUCGACCUGGCGGAGAUGAUGAGCGGAGCGUGGGUGAGCUUCGUGCACGAUCUGGAUCCCGGGGACUGGUGGCCGAUGUAUGAGGGCGACGUGGGUCAGAAUUGGGUAUUUGAUGCGAACGUAACGGGGCUUGGGUAUGCGGAGCCGGAUGACUGGCGGAAAGAGGGGAUUGAGUUGAUUAAUGGGUGGAAUGACGCUGUGUAUCAAAGGUGA
This is a messenger RNA of Trematosphaeria pertusa, 1680 nucleotides long. Its product is annotated as alpha/beta-hydrolase. The coding region runs from base 1 to 1680 and encodes 559 amino acids. The transcript is spliced from 2 exons. NCBI's taxonomy places the organism in Eukaryota, Fungi, Ascomycota, Dothideomycetes, Pleosporales, Trematosphaeriaceae. Gene Ontology annotation, molecular function: carboxylic ester hydrolase activity. The record is from RefSeq and is a predicted model, not a curated record.